Molecule: messenger RNA, 2235 nt
Organism: Adineta ricciae
Lineage: Eukaryota; Metazoa; Rotifera; Eurotatoria; Adinetida; Adinetidae
Source: the annotation of a GenBank genome assembly
AUGUCUGCUGUGGCGUCCAGUAAUUUUAUUCUUCAUUCUCCUUCGUUCUGGACGGGCAAAUCGCCUGUUUAUGGUAUUUGUCCUGGUGUGGAACCAGAUGGAACUAUAAAAUCGCUACCACAAGUGAAAACCAAUGCUACUCGAAGAGAAUUACUCGAUUAUUUUGACAACACAUGGACAUUAACAGAAGUACUAUUCGACGGGUUAGCUAAUGAAGAAGCUUAUUACCGUCGGCCGUACCAUAAGUUACGUCACCCGAUGAUAUUCUAUUAUGGCCAUCCAGCUGUACUGUAUAUGAAUAAGUUACGUGUAGCUGGUCUACUGGUUAAUGGAAUAAGUAGUGAAUUCGAACGAUUGUUCGAAACUGGUGUUGAUGAAAUGCGAUGGGAUGAUUUGUAUGAAGGUCAUGAUGACGUUUGGCCAUCAAUAGAUGAAAUACACCAAUACCGCCGCGAAGCUUAUCAAAUUAUUCGUAAAUUAAUUGAAACACAUCCAUCGUUUGAUGAACAGCAUAUGCCAAUUACCAUUGAUAAACCAACGUGGGCGUUACUAAUGGGUUUUGAACACGAACGUAUACAUCUGGAAACAUCAUCGGUAUUGAUUAGAGAAUUACCGAUUGAAUUCGUACGUGCAAGUAAGAUCUGGCCAAGUCUAUUGUUGGAGACGAAAGAUCAACCAUCGAAAAAAAACUUGAUGAUUAAUUUAAAUAAAUCUGAAGUUAAGUUAGGUAAACCGAUUGCUUGGCCGACUUUUGGAUGGGAUAAUGAAUAUGGCGACGAAAAACGAGUUGUUCAAUCUUUCAGCGCAAGCAGUAUGCUGAUAAGUAACAGAGAAUUUUAUCUAUUUGUUACCGGGGGCGGUUAUAUACAAGAACGAUAUUGGUCUACUGACGGUUGGACGUGGCGCUCUUUUCGUAAUGUUAAAGCACCAUCAUUCUGGGUACCCAUUGGUCCAUCUGGGCUGCAUCAAUAUAAAUUACGUACGCUUUUCGAAAUUGUUGAAAUGCAAUGGAAUGCGCCGGUUUGUGUUAAUUUUCAUGAAGCAAAAGCGUACUGUGCUUGGCGCACGGAGCAAGAGAAGAGUGUGAUGCCUUAUCGCUUAUUGACAGAAAGUGAACAUAAUCUCAUACGUGAUGGCAAAGAUUAUCAAUGGAACAAUAAUUUACGUCAUGGUGGAGAAGUAGCAGUUACGGCGAGUCAAGUUAAUGAUAACGGAUUCUACGAUGUCUUUGGAAAUGUUUGGCAAUGGUGUGAAGAUCACUUUCAUCCUCUGGAUGGCAGUCAACCACAUCCAUAUUACGAUGACUUUAGCGUACCAUGUUAUGAUGGAGAACAUCACAUGAUUUUAGGUGGUUCAUUUGUAAGUACUGGUGAUGAAGCAAGUGUUUGGGCAAGAUUCCAUUUUCGUCCACAUUUCAUGCAACAUGCCGGUUUUCGUAUCGCACGUAGCGAUGAUAUAUACACUUGUAAUGCUCGAUUUAUUAAAAACUCAACGACGAAUACUUACGAAACACAACAAAUGGUCGAUAUGUACGUUCUGAUGCAUUGGGGCGAAAAGCAGCAACGUUUUGAUCCUCUGAUCUCUGCAAAAAUUAUCUUUCCAAAAGUGCCUGACUUACCUAUUGCUUGUGCUGAAUUCGUCAAUCGCUUUGCCACUCAUACUGAUCGUGCACUGGAUUUAGGCUGUGCUGUUGGUCGCACAACUUUUGAAUUGGCGAUUACUUUUAACGAAGUUAUUGGAAUCGAUUACAGUCAGAACUUUAUUUCCGUUGCUCGACAUUUACAACAGUAUGGAAAAUUCGAAUACAAUCGAAAGGAUCAAGGAAUGCAGCAGACAACCUUAACCGCUGUCGUGAACCCUUCUAUCGAUCGAGAUCGAAUACAGUUCGAAGUUGGUGAUGCAUGUUCCCUACGUUCUGAUCUGAAAGAUUUCGAUGCAGUCGUAUUGGCAAACGUCUUAUGUCGUCUCCCGAAACCAUCGACCUGUUUGAAACGUAUGCAAGGUAAUGGUGGAUUAGUGAAGAAAGGAGGUAUCUUAGUGAUGACAACACCAUUCAGCUGGCUGCCUCAAUACACACCGCAAAGUGAAUGGAUAAAUGGUGUGAAAGAAAUUCAAAAUAUUCUCACUGAAUUCGAUUUGAUACAUGAAGAAGAAAUCCCAUUUAUGAUACGAGAACAUCGUCGAAAAUUUGAAUAUAUUAUCACAUUAGGUACUGUUUGGAAACGAAGAUUAUAA